UGGACGCAGGGCAAGAUGGUAAAUGAUUGGACGCUGUCUAGCCAAUCACAGUUUGGCUUAGAUAUGCAGCAGUUUCAUUGGUCUUCCUAGAAUGACGCGUCACGCGAUUCAGGAAGUGAAUCGUUCUAUUUACAUCUAGCGCUGAAAUGUGAUCACGUGCUGCAGUUCCUGCUUUCAAUAUACUAUUCAUUUAUAAGUAUUUGGCACUGUCUUCAGGUCGAUGGGAAACACAGAAAGCGCUGUAGUGCAGAAACGGCUGGUCCGGUUCCGUCCUGAUGAGCGACCCGUCAUUGAGGGGGUUUUUGACAGACUUCAGAGCACCAGCUGCUCGUCUGUGCCUCCCGAAAAAGCGACAGUUUUACACAUAGACGCGCUCAAGAUAACUAUGGGUAAAAUGGCUUCAGACUCGAUGAUUAUGCGGGUCUUUGAGGGAAUCUGCAGUAUUGACCCAGAAGUGCCAUUGCCACCUGGUGGUGGGGUAAGUCGAGAGCAGCUGGUGAUCUUCCUGGCAGAUGCUCUUCGGGGCACAGCAGAGGAGAGAGCACCGCUCGUCAUGGCGAUGGCACAUGGGACCAAAGCAACAGUUACAGCUGAUCAGAUAAGAGAAUUUUUAGAGGACUUGGUUUCAGCUGUAGUUCAGACUCUCACACACAGAGGAUGCCUGCGAGGCUGGAGACCAGAUCGCAUGGACCACAGUGCUCAGGGGGUGACGCUUUUGGCUGAGCAGUUGUGCUCUGAGUUAAAAACCUCAGAUCAGAACAUGUGUGAUGUUGCUUGUCUCGAGGACUGGCUAUUUCGAGUCUCAGGUGUGUCCACAUUCCUGGAGCUCCUGAUUGGUGAAGGUCUUAAUGUUGGAUUGACCUCACGCCCACCCCCUACUCUGCUGCCCCAGUGCCGAGCAGCUCCCUGGACCGAGCUGCGCUGUGUACUGGAUAUACCACUACUCAUGUUCCUGACCUCACAGCUGCCUGCAGGACACACUGCCCCCUGGAGGCUCUUGUUUUCCACCGAUGUACACGGUGAAAGCUUUACCCGCCUGGUUGGAAAUUGUAAAAACCGGGGCUCCACUGUGUUACUGGUGAAAGACACCAAGGGCCACAUAUUUGGGGGCUUUGCUUCUCACAGCUGGGAGAUCAAACCUCAGUUUCAGGGUGAUUCCAGGUGCUUCCUGUUUUCUGUGUCACCGUCUAUGCGAGUGUACACAUGCACCGGCUAUAACCAGCACUACAUGUACCUGAACCAGGGCCAGCAUACCAUGCCCAAUGGUCUGGGUAUGGGUGGACAGCACGGAUACUUCGGUUUGUGGUUGGACAGCGAUUUUGGCCGUGGUCACAGUAGGGCUCGUCCACGCUGUACCACGUAUGGUAGUCCUCAACUCUCAGGGGAUGAAGACUUCACAGUGGACACAGUAGAGGUGUGGGGAGUUGGCGUUCCCCCUGAGGAACAGGAACAGGAUGAGAACAAGAAGAGUGUUCUGGACACGGAUCUUGAGGUGCAGGCUAUAAUGGAGAUGACCGGGAAAACCCUGCACAGCCAAGGUCUCAGAGAGCCACAAGAAGAUGAUGAAUGAGGAAGAGAGAAUGAACAAAGACGAGACAAUUGAUGGAUUUUGCAACAAAAAACAAAACACUGGUGCUGCUUUU
Messenger RNA from Ictalurus furcatus (blue catfish), 1643 nucleotides. It is a transcript of the gene meak7, whose product is annotated as MTOR associated protein, eak-7 homolog. The record is from RefSeq and is a predicted model, not a curated record. Gene Ontology annotation, biological process: TOR signaling. The transcript is spliced from 8 exons. Bases 221 to 1570 code for a protein of 449 amino acids. NCBI's taxonomy places the organism in Eukaryota, Metazoa, Chordata, Actinopteri, Siluriformes, Ictaluridae.